AUGAUCCGUCUCUUUGGUAAUGGUGCAUUUGAUGACAUUAUGAACGAAUUACCAAAUUUUCAUUCAUUGGGUAUUAAUGCUAUAUGGAUAAGCCUAGUCCAUCAACAAGUUCAAGUACCAGCGGAUGAAUUUGGAGAGAAUAAUCACGGUUAUUGGCCUAAAUCACGUAUUUCAAUUGAUAAAAACUUAGGUAGUAAAGAAAGUUUUUGUUUACUUAUACAGAAAGCUCGUGAUUUUAACAUAAAAAUUUGUGUGGAUAUUAUACUAAAUCAUUUUGGUUAUGAUAACAUAUUUCUGAUCGACGAUCAAUACAUUCAUAUUACAAAUAGUGAGUAUUUUCGUCAACAAUCGGAAAUAUCAUCCGUAACAACACAGAGUGAAUGUGAACUAUUGAAAAAAAAUCGACUGUGA
Molecule: messenger RNA, 411 nt
Organism: Didymodactylos carnosus
Lineage: Eukaryota; Metazoa; Rotifera; Eurotatoria; Philodinida; Philodinidae
Source: the annotation of a GenBank genome assembly